This is a messenger RNA of Cetraspora pellucida, 286 nucleotides long. The record is from the annotation of a GenBank genome assembly. Lineage: Eukaryota; Fungi; Glomeromycota; Glomeromycetes; Diversisporales; Gigasporaceae.
UGCUAGAAAGGGUUAUAAAGAUGAAGUAAAUGCUGAAUAUAGCAGAAUUCAUGAAAAAGUUGUAAUGUUGAAGACAGCUCAUGACAAUGUAGAGUUCAGUAAACAAGAAGAAGAUAAGAUAACAACUAUAAAAAGGUGUAAUAUAAUAAGAAAUAUGAAAAGAGUUAGUAAUAAUGAAACAUGGAUUAAAAAUAUAAAAGAAACAUCUACCAAUAUAAAUAAGAUAAAUAAUUUGACCAAAGUGCUUGUUAAUAAAGGGAAUUUAAAGAAUGCAUAUAAAAUCUGA